AUGGAGAAGGAGGAAAAGGCGCUAAUUGUUGAUAUCAAUAAAGUAGCGUUUAAUUUAUUUUUAGGUCAGUUUCAAGUUGUGUCAGAUGGGACCCUAACACGAUCCGGUUCCACUGCUGGAGAAGAAAAUAAUGAUUUGCAAGAAGAUGAUGAUGGCGAUGGUGAUUGUGGAAAUGGUGAUGGUGCUGUUGAUUGUGGUUAUUGUGAUAGUGAUGGUGAUGGUUGUGAUGGUGGUGUUGAUGAAUGUGAUGAUUGCGGUUAUGAUGGUGAUGAAUGUGAUGGUGGUGGUGAUGAUGGUGUUGAUGGUAUUUGUGAUGAUGGUGGAGAUGGUUGUGGUAAAUGUUGUGACGGCGGUGGUGAUGAUUAUAAUGGUGAUGGUAGUGGUGAUUGUGAUGGUGGUGAUGAUGGUGAUGGUAUUGAUGAUUGGGAAGAUGGUGAUGGUGGUGGUAAUGGUGGGGGUGAUGAUAAUAGUGUUGGCGAUGGUUACGGUGGUGGUGAUAGUAGUGAUGGUUAA
Molecule: messenger RNA, 513 nt
Organism: Dreissena polymorpha
Lineage: Eukaryota; Metazoa; Mollusca; Bivalvia; Myida; Dreissenidae
Product: eggshell protein-like
Exons: 2
Coding region: 1-513 (170 amino acids)
Source: RefSeq, a predicted model, not a curated record